CAACACUUAACUUUGACAUUUAAAAGAACCUAAAAAAUGCGCAAUGUCAAUACACAUUUCAAUUUACUGGUUUGUAAUGGAAAGUUGAAUAAUUAGUGCAAUAAUAAGUGUCACUUAUUAUAAGUGAACCUUGUAAGGCGCGGAACUAGUAAUAAUGUCGAGUGUUAAAAUAUAAAAUCAAAUUUAAUUCAUCUUAUAAAAAAUCGAGAAACAUGGAAAUCAAACAGGCAGAGCAAAAUCAAAAUAGGAUCUUUUUAGAGGAAACGUUUUAUGUGUUAAGUAAAAAGAAUUGUGUAUUUCGUGUAAGGCUGACAAAAGAGGGACUAUGUUUAAUCAAAGAAAGUGAGAAUACUGUUAAGGAAUCAUUAAUUCCAAUUAGAGAUAUCAUAGGAUGUAGGUGUUUGAGGAGCAAAAAACAAACUAAUAGUUGUGCUUGCCAAAAUCUUCCUCGUUCAAAUAGUCUUCAAGUGGUUGAGGACACCUCUGGGGAUUUAGAUGACACAGAUGUUAGUGCCUAUUUGUAUAUUUAUGCAUACAUAUUUCCAGGAAAUAAGGGCUCAGCUAGGAAAAGAGAGAGAACAAUAAUAACAUUAAGGUUUAGAUCUUUUGAUAAGUAUGAGGAAAAUCACAAAGAAGCCCAGAGAUGGAGGACCGUUAUAAAAAAAUUAACAAAGGGGGAUGAGGUAUCCAUUACUAAUAUUCAUGAUUUCUCACUUAGCCACAAGCACAAAGAAACCAGAAAGUUGCUGGUUUUAUGUAAUCCAAAAAGUGGUCCUGGAAAGGGAAAACACAUAUUUCAGCAGAAAGUGGUUCCUGUAUUACAAGAAGCCGAAAUUCCAUAUGAUCUUCAUAUUACUAAACAUGCAAAUUUUGCCAGGGAGUUUGUCAGGACAUCCAAUUUAUUUCAGUGGACAGGAAUUGUUUUGGUAGGUGGCGAUGGGAUAAUGUUCGAGGUGAUCAACGGCAUAUUCGAGCGCUGCGAUUGGUCGGAAGUGAUCCGUUCGAUACCGAUCGGAAUUGUUCCUGGCGGGUCGGGCAACGGACUUGCACGAAGCAUAGCGCAUUACUGCAACGAGCCGUACAUCGGCACCCCCACCCUGCCGUCUGCGCUGGCCGCGGUGCGCACCAAUCACACCACCAUGGACCUCGUGAGAAUAGAGACGACGUCGCAGAUUAUGUUCUCGUUUUUGAGCGUCGGGUGGGGGCUGCUGUCCGACAUCGACAUCGAGAGCGAGAGGUUGAGGAUUUUGGGCGGGCAACGGUUUACCGUGUGGUCUUUGGCGAGGUUGAUCGGUUUGAGGACGUACAAUGGAAAGUUGUGGUAUAUACCGGCCGGUGCGCCGGUAUCGCCGCCAAAAUCAAACUUGAACAACACCAGUAUGUCCAGCAAUCUAGAUCUACCCACCGAGGUGCAUUUAGAGACGGAUGCGGGCAGGCCUAGAGUCGAUUCUUGGUACAGCGCCAACUCGAAAAAGAGCGCGUAUUUCUCCGCGACAGGCAGCUCUUAUCAAUCGACGGCCGACAGCGGCGAACAUCGCCCGAACGCCGACGAAAAGCCCCGAAUGUUCGGGCCGGCGUCGCAGUUGCCGUGCCUUACGGCUCCCCUCCCCGCGUCCUGGAAGUGCAUAUCGGGCGGGUUUAUCAUGGUGCACGCCUCCUACCAAAGCCACCUCGGCGAAGAUUGCUUAUUCGCGCCGGAAGCCACUUUGAACGACGGAAGAAUAUGGCUGCUAAUAGUGCGCGGAGGCGCGACGCGCUCUCAACUGCUUCACUUUUUGCUGGGGCUCAGUACGGGUGCGCAUGCGUCGUCCCAAACCGAAGGCGACAUGAUCGAGUUGAUACCGGUUACCGCGUUCAGGAUUGAGCCCGAUAUGAGCGAAAAGGGUUACAUGACCGUCGAUGGCGAGCACGUGGAAUACGGCCCAAUUCAAGCCGAAAUCUUCCCCGAAUUGGGCCGGGUCAUGAUUCCCUGAUCAGAACAUUCCUUAGGUACCGUAAGCAAUUUAAAAAAGAAAUCGAAGGUUGUGAUCUUGUCCACUUUAACGCCUCUUUUGAUUAGGCUUGAUAGCAUUUAAUUGCCGAGUUAUUUAAAAUUUCUUGUGUCAAACAUUAUAGUUAUGUGUUCAUUUAGACAAUAUUUUUUGUAAAUAUUUGGUAAUUUUAUUUUUACUAUAAAACCAGUUCUAACAUGACAUGGGUUUUGAAGAAGAAAAAAAACGAUUUAACAAUAAAGAUUUAAGUAGUAAUAAUAAUAUAGAUGGGGCAUUCCAUACCAACUUGAACACUUACCCUUACUUUUAAUUGAUUGAUU
This is a messenger RNA of Brassicogethes aeneus, 2311 nucleotides long. The record is from the annotation of a GenBank genome assembly. Lineage: Eukaryota; Metazoa; Arthropoda; Insecta; Coleoptera; Nitidulidae.